Molecule: messenger RNA, 2096 nt
Organism: Erinaceus europaeus (western European hedgehog)
Lineage: Eukaryota; Metazoa; Chordata; Mammalia; Eulipotyphla; Erinaceidae
Gene: ADGRG3
Product: adhesion G protein-coupled receptor G3
Exons: 12
Coding region: 81-1715 (544 amino acids)
Biological process (GO): cell surface receptor signaling pathway; adenylate cyclase-activating G protein-coupled receptor signaling pathway
Cellular component (GO): membrane
Molecular function (GO): G protein-coupled receptor activity
Source: RefSeq, a predicted model, not a curated record
CGGCCCAGCGGAGUCUGGGAGCAGAGGGACAGGGCCUUGGAGCUCAGUACAACGGCCAGUGGUAACAAGACCAGCUAAGGAUGGUGAUACCCAAGGCCCUGGGCCUCCUGCUCCUUUUGGCCCUCCAGCUCCUAGCCUCAGUAUUAGAAGACGAAAGAAAUGCCUGUGAGGGAAUCAUCAACAUGGGGCAAUACGACUCCUUCGAACUCCAGGACACAGCUAAUUGCUUUGAAAAAUGCAGGCAGGAGGGGAGCAAGUCCUGUCACCUGGGCAACCUGCAUAGUUACUGGCUGAACUAUGAGCUCUACCUGGUGGAGAACAACGUGAAACCUGGGAACACAUCCUUCCUGAAGGCCUUGGUUAAGAACAUCAGCACUAAUGUCACAGAAGACCUGUACUUCUCCCUGACUCCCUCCAAGGUUCCGAGUGAGGUGACAGAGGCUGAGCACGGGCCACCUGACAGAGUCCGACUUCCCCAGAGCCUGUUUACAUCCCUGCGGGGCAGCAGGUCGGAGGUGCGGCUGGCCAUCACCAUCCUGGACAUUGGCAUGGGGGAUGUCUUCAAGGGCCCCAACCUCAAACCAGAGGAUGGCAGCAGUGUGUGGAACAAUCGCCUGGUGGGCCUGAGUCUGGGCCGAGUGCCUGUGGCAGGGCUGACGGACCCUGUGGAGAUCACCUUCUCCCACCAGCAGCAGCCCUCCAGCAUGACCUUCAGCUGUGUGUUCUGGGAUGCGAAUAAAGGAGACUGGUCUUCCAAAGGCUGCUUAACAAAACAGGGGCCCAAGCAGACUGUGUGCCACUGUGACCACCUGACCUUCUUCACCCUGCUCCUGAGGCCCAUCUUGGACAAAGCCACUGUGCUGGCCCUCACGCGUACCUCCCAGGCUGGCUGCGGGGCUUCCAUGUUCUUCCUGGCUCUCACCAUUGGGAUCUACACUGCCCUGAGGUUGACCCGGCAGAGAUUCAAGUCAGAGGACGCCCCCAAGAUCCACGUGGCCCUGAGUGUCAGCCUGUUUCUCCUGAAUCUGGCGUUCUUCUUCAGCGUGGGGCCUGGCUCCAGGGUGUCGAACCCUGCCUGCUGGCUCCAAGGCGCCCUCUUGCACUACUUCCUGCUCUGCACCUUCACCUGGAUGGGCCUGGAAGCCUUCCACCUCUACCUGCUGGUCAUUAAAGUCUUCAACACCUACUUUGGGCACUACUUCCUGAAGCUGAGCCUCGUGGGUUGGGGCCUGCCUGCCCUUGUGGUCAUUGGCACUGGGAUUUCCAACAGCUACGGCUACUUCACCAUCCGCGACCAGGACAACCGCAUCACACUGGAGCUGUGCUGGUUCAGUGAGACCACCCAGUCUGCUCGGUACAUCACCGUCCACGGCUACUUCCUAGUCACCUUCCUCUGCAGUGCCAUGGUCUUGGGCUUGGUGGCCUGGAAGAUCUUCACUCUUUCAAGCACCACGGCGGGCAAAGAGCAGGGGCAGAGCUGGAAGGGUGUCCUCACCGUGCUGGGCCUGUCCAGCCUGGUGGGCAUGACAUGGGGGCUAGCCAUCCUCACACCCCUGGGGCUGCCUGCCACCUAUGCCUUUGCUCUAUUCAACUCCCUGCAAGGUGUGUUCAUCUUCUGCUGGUUCGUGGUACUCUACUUCCCAGGCCAGAAGUCCACGGCUUCCUCUUCUGGCACUGCCCGACUUGACCAGGCCCACUCCAUGUCUCAGGAAUAGGGGUUACACCUUGGCCCCACUGGACCCCUACCUGUGCUCCAGACUCGCCUCUGGCUUGUUGUGAACAUUUGAGACUCCUUCUGGGCCUCAGUUAGCACGUUUGUAACAUGUGGAUGAGGAAAAAGGAGACCAGGACCAGGUUGAAACUUGUGGCCUCAAGGGUCCAUCCAGAGCCAUCUAUGGUUCUGAGAGCCCACAAACCCGGGACUACGGGAGUCAGAAUUACUAUGAUCUUGAGAGCCCCUUUCCUCCAACAGAGCACAGAGUCACACCUUCAUCCUUGACCUUCCCACACCCAUGUCUGCCUUCACAGCAAGGCAACUCCUCUCUGCCUGCUGUCACUAGCCUCCCCAUCUCAAGAUGGGGCUGAGCUCACAGAAA